UUCUGCCGUGACACGAGCCUCGCGGCAGACCGCACGAGACCGUUCCGCAGCACUGGCUGUGUCAUGAGGGGCGUGGACGCGCGGCGCGGGAGGCGUUCAUAUCUUUGAGCUCUGCACCGCAGUAGCCAGACGUCCGCGUGAGGCUGCCGCGCGCUCAGCUCCGUCUGCUCAACGCUCCUGCCUGAAGGUGCGCUCCGGAGGAAACCCGCGACCCCCCAAAAAAGUCCGGGAGCGCGGGCCCGAUCCGCUCCGCACGCACAGCACGCAUGGCGGCUGCGCACAACGACUACAGGUCGUACCUGCGAAACGACGUGGAAGCGGGCCAGCAGCGCCUCCACGCGGGCCCGAGCUCCGAGUCCAGCCACCGACCGCUGCUGUUCGGGACGCUCGCUGUCAUGGGUCUGCUGCAAGUGGCCUCCAGCGUGGCGAUCCUGCUCCAUCUCACGGGCUAUCUGCAACAGGUGGACCUAUCCACAGCGCCACACCGACCCAUCCAGGAGGUUCAGGCUGCACCAGUACUCGAUGCGCUGAGGGAUCCCAGGAAGGCCAAGAAGCCCAGAGCUCUGCCAUCAGCACACCUCCCCAUCAGAGCUCCUCAAGACUUCAAAAAAAAGGGGAACAGUGCCAUCGUCAUUGAAUGGGAUGGACGGCCGGAAAACCUGCGCCGAAUGUCCUAUCGGAACGGAAAACUCAGGGUAGAGGAGUCAGGCUUCUACUAUGUCUAUGCCAAUACUUGCUUCCGCCACUACAACCUGGAGCCGUACAACAGCAAUCAACGCGAAGACCCCCCUGUGGAUAUUGGCAACCCGACCCAGCUUUUCCAGUACUUUUACCGUGAGAGCAUAAGGCAAAAUGGCAAAGAAAUAGUUUUGAUGAAGACGGGCAGCUCCAUGCGCUGGAACAACACGAGCUUUAACAUGUACUGUGCCCAGCAGAGCCGGGGGGUCUACCUGGUGGAAGGAGAUGCUUUGUUUGUUAAUGUGUCCAACGCAUUCUUACUGGACCAGGAGGCAGAAAAGACCUACUUUGGAGCCAUAAAGUUGGGUAACUGAAAUUUUCCACACAUGGAGUAUCCUACUGAGCUUUUGAAUGACAAAGAACCACUAUCGGCGAGUACAAUGCUUUCAAACUUGUGCCUGGUAAAGUCAUCACACGGAACUGACACCCGCCCUCUGGAAAAUGACAGCCCUCAGGUCAGAUUUCAGCAGUCAGACUGAAGAGUGCACGUGUCUGCCAGUGCUCAAGCAUGGAGGGAGGAUGGCUGCUUGUGGAUUAAAGGAGUGGGGUGGGGUUGGAAUGACAGCCUCAACUGCAAAUACGUGAAUGUUCUCCGGAUGAAUGGGGGGGCCAGACGCCAGUCCUCAAGACUAAUGUUUGGUACUUGCACUGUCAGCAGCACCAAGAAAUCAAACCCGCUGAAACAACAGAAGCAGAUUUGUACAGAUUACUGACCAAGGAUCAAGAAGUCGACAACGUCAUUGAGAGCAGGACCAAUGAGGCUCCAGUUUGGUUCUGGGAUGCAGAUAGCUGGACUGUCUGACCAAACAGGACGAAUAGACUCUGGUCUAGAACUAGAGGAGCCGAGCCAAGUUUGGUUUCUCUUUAAAUUAAAUGUUUUUCAUUCUGCUCUUCCAUGAGCUAAAUGGGAAUAUGCACUAAAUAUUUAUUUAUUAUUCAUUGAAGGACAGAGGCAGGUCAUUGUCACAGUGAGCUGUAUCUACUGUAAAUGUCAUGUCUGUGGGACAUUUAUUAUGCAGCACUUAGAGGGAGGAGCAGACAUGAUUUUUUUUGUUUGUAAGAACACCCGGGCUUCAUUUUGGAUUUUGUAUUUAUGUGUUUUGUGUGGACAAUUUUGUUGAUUUGCUUAUUCAAAAGCAAUGUGGAUAUAUGUUUCAUUCUUCCAAGAUUGUAGCACAGCAUUAAGAGCUUCAGCUGGUUUUUCAUUUAGUUUUAUAAUUAUUUAUGUUUAUGUAUGUUUAAUAAAAACCUACUUUUGUAACUGUG
Molecule: messenger RNA, 2004 nt
Organism: Oryzias melastigma (Indian medaka)
Lineage: Eukaryota; Metazoa; Chordata; Actinopteri; Beloniformes; Adrianichthyidae
Gene: tnfsf11
Product: TNF superfamily member 11
Exons: 4
Coding region: 267-1052 (261 amino acids)
Biological process (GO): immune response
Cellular component (GO): membrane
Molecular function (GO): tumor necrosis factor receptor binding
Source: RefSeq, a predicted model, not a curated record